Messenger RNA from Podarcis lilfordi (Lilford's wall lizard), 37162 nucleotides. NCBI's taxonomy places the organism in Eukaryota, Metazoa, Chordata, Lepidosauria, Squamata, Lacertidae. The record is from the annotation of a GenBank genome assembly.
AUGCACUGCUCCUGCUUCCAGGCGCUGGUGGCGGCGCUGGCGCUGGUGGCCGGCUUGCAGCUCCUCUACUUGGCGCUGCUGUCGGGGCUGCACGGCCAGGAGCAGCGCUCCCGCUAUGCCGAGCUCUUCCAGGGUCGACGGGCGCCGACGGCCCGCGACGCCCACAAGGAGCGCCUCAAGCAGGUGUUGGCCAGCGGCGGCGCCCUGGACGCCAGCGGCCAGUACCGCGUGUAUCGGGACAUGGUGCGCGGAUCCUGGGAGGGCGAGCGCAGCCCCGACGUGGUGCUGGUCACGCACACCAGCCUGGGCAACCUGCACCACGCGCAGCGCCUGGCCGAGCGCUGGCGGGGGCCCAUGUCGGUGGCCCUCUUCGCGCCGGGCGCCGCCGAGGUGCGCUUGGCCACGGCGCUGGUGUACGCGCUGGCCGCCCUGUGCGCGCCCGUCCGCCAGCUGGUGCGCCUCCACCUGGUGUGCCACGCCGACCAAGCGGCCUCUUUCCCGGAGCUGCCCGACCGCGGCGAGUUCGCCCGCCUGCAGGCCUGCGGGGAUGUCUUCGCCAAGCUGGCGCGGGUAGCCGCGGGCCGGCGCAAUUACGCGCUGGACGCCGCCAACGCCUCGUACCCGAACAACCUGCUGCGCAACGUGGCUCGGGGAGCCGUCGGCGGGCACUGGAUGCUGGCGGUGGACAUGGACAUGGUGCCCAGCGAGGGGCUGCGGGAGGACUUCUUGGCUUUGCCCGGAACUGCUGCCGAGGAAACGCCGGGGGUCUUCGUUGUGCCGGCUUUCGAGAUCCGCCACACCCGCCGGAUCCCGGGCACCAAGACGGAGCUGCUGCAGCUGUACCAAGUGGGCGAGAUCCGGCCGUUCUAUGAGGAGCUGUGCCCGCGGUGCCAGGCGCCCACCAACUACUCCUACUGGCUGAAUCUCCCCAUCGGAGGCCCCCUUCGCGUGGCCUACGAGGUGGAGUGGCGGGACCCCUGGGAGCCCUUCUACAUCGGGGCUAGUUCUGUGCCCCCCUACGAUGAGCGCUUCAAGCAGUACGGCUUCAACCGAAUCAGCCAGGUAGCUGCCCUGGCUGGGGGAGGGGCAUGACUUGGGGCAGCAUUGAAGGCACGUGGCUUCCCUGCAAAUAAUCUUGGGAACUGUAGCUUACCCCUUAACUAUUCUCAGCACCCUUAACAACCACAGUUCCCAGGAUUAUUUUGGGGAAGCCAUGUGUUUAGUGUUCUUUGGUGGUAUAGUGCAUAUGUAGCCUUUGUUGGUGGAGAGGCCAAGCCAGGUAGUGGGAAAGCUACAUUUGAACCAAAAGGUGGGGAGUCUUAUAUCAGGGUAGGGAAUUUUUUUCAACUCAAGGACCACAUUUGCUUCUGGUCAGCCAUCUGGGGGCCAUAUGUCAGCAGUGGGUGGAACCAGAGAGAAAAGCAGGUGAAGCAACAGGUGUAUAUUUUACCUUUGUGUGGUAGGCUAGUUUUUACAGCCACAUCCCUCUCUCUCCUCCAUCCAGGUGGGCAAGAAUCUUGCCUUCAAGAACACAUUCUAGCAGAAACACUCAACAAGGAGGGGGUGGAGCAAGGAGGGGGUGGGGGUGUGGCCUGUUGAGAGCAGGGCAGUGGUUGGCCAAGGAGGAGGUAGAGCCUGGGCAGAGGACAAGAUAGGGAGGCUUGACUCCCAGACCUGAGAUUUCCCGUUCUUGCCUUACAUCUUAGCUGUGCCCAUUGGGCUAAAACACCUACUCAGCAUUACCACUGGUCAUGCUUGUUGGUGCGAUGGUGGGGACAGAGUCUCUAUCCUUGGAAAGUGUCCCACACCUAACAUCAUAUAUGACCAUCAGGUGUAGGUCAGGUGGGCAUAGCUUGCCCAGAAUGGCUUUACAGGUCAAAUGAGGGGCUUCUGUCACUAUAAAUAACCCAGAGGUAUUUUGAGGUGCAGUUAUUCUUGCAUGUUGUAGGUUUUUGGUGGUGGGCUGCUGUCCUUACACUGUCCUUUUCCGCCAGGCCUGCGAGCUCCACGUGGCUGGGUACCGUUUCUCUGUGCUGAGCAAUGCCUUCCUGGUCCACAAGGGCUUCAAGGUGGCAAGCGAGUUCCACGCACAAAAGGAUGCCGAGAAUCAACGCAACAAGCUGCUCUUCCGGCAGUUCAAGCAGGAGCUCAAGACCAGAUACCCCAGUUCACCACGACGGUGCUGACCUCACGUCUACCUUUGUGGAAAUAGAGCGGAGCCUCUUAGCUGGACGGCGAUGGGAGCAUAGUGUUGCACACUGUCACAACAGAAAUGUCUGACUCAGGAUAAGGACCACUCCUGUGCCAACUGGAGGGAGAGAAAUGGCUUAGUGACUCGCUGACCUGCUCGCUCCAAAUGUGUUUGUUGCUGCUAGAAGUAUUUGUGCUUCAUUUGGGGGGAAUUUGUGUAUGCACAUACAUACACACACUGAGACCCCUUCAGGUAGGAGAAUACCCCCAUUGAGUGCUCUGUGUGUGUGUGUAGUUUAAAAAUAUAAUAUGGGGGUUUGCCUCAAUCUCACAGACAUCUCAAGGGUUGAUUCAGAAGGUCAAGCUUGUUGAAGGUGAAUUGCCAAUCCCAGCCAAAAAACUAGGAAGUCUUAUUGGCUCACCUCCCAGUUACUUCACUUCUGGGGUGAGCAGUGAUGGGGAACCUGAUAAGGAUGGGGAACCCGAGGCUCUCCAGGUGUUAUUGGACUCCAGCUGCCUUCAGGGAACAUGGCCAGUAGUCCGAGAUGGUAGGAGUUGUAGUCCAACCACCGUUGGUGUAAACACCAGCAGGUUGCCUUUGAUGGGUGUUCAUAAUUUUACACAGAGAAACACAGUGACCUGCGGGAUUAUCCAAAAUAGUAGAGCUAGCCCACUCUGCCAUUUUUAAAUUCCUGUAGAUGGUGGGUUGUUUUCUUAGUAAACAAAUUCUGAGAUAAUAACUUUGGGAUAACAACCAUUGAAUCUGGAUUCUGUGGACAAUCCUGCAGUCCUAUUCUUUUCACUUGUUCCCAGUGCUUACAGACAUGUGAUUCUCCCCACCAGUCUAUUUCUCACUGACUGGCAUUUUCUGUAAAAGACCUGUGGAAUCAGGGCUGAGGUUUAUUUCUAAGCUAUGGGAAUUGAGAUACGGUGAUUUGGAGCAGAGAAACAGAACCGUGAGCCAAGAUUAUAGGGCCCUGCACCGAACGUUGCUUCUCGGAUUGGUGACCCCCAUUUCCUUUUCUGUAUAAUGGGAAUAAAUAUACUGACGUCUGUCCUGGGGACGGGGUGGAGGAGCUUAACUUAUUGCUGUCCUGAACAAUCACAGUCUGUAAAUGAAUUAAACUGAACCAGUUUGAUUUAAAACGCUUUAGCUCUGUCAACUUUGUGACAAGCAUUCCAACAGAAUGUAUUUCUGGAAAUUGAUUGGGGAGGAUGGAGGUGUGGGGAGAAACACAUUUUAGUGAAAGAUUGUCCUCAAAGGUGGAUCAGGGCAUUUUGGAGUUUGGAAUGAGAAAUCCAAAGAGUAGUGCCCCCACCUCUCCACUGAAGAUCCACAACUCACUGCAAAGUCCUCUCCAGCCUCACUGAAACGAACAUUAAUUACUGAGCACCCAUAUCAGAGAGCCUCACUUUUAAGCUUGAAGCCUGGCAUCAUUUGUUUUAUAAAUUUAGCACAGGGUAUGCAUGCACUACACAACCAAAUGCUAUGACUGGAUGUCACUCAAACAUCACAGGUGCUCUGGUACUAGCAAACAACCAUCACAUGCCUUCCAAUAUUUGUUAAAUAGCACUUUUCUCACUUUUAUCUGGAGCAAUUAAUAGUAAUAAUUUGUCUAAAUUACUAUCAAAUAACAGAAGGUAUUUAAGUUCAAGUGCAGUGGUGCCUCGCAAGACGAAUGCCUCGCAAGACGAAAAACGCGCAAGACGAAAGAGUUUUCCGGUUUUUGAGUCGUUCCGCAAGACGAAUUUCCCUAUGGGCUUGCUUCGCAAGACGAAACGUCUUGCGAGUUCUUGCGAGUUUGUUUCCUUUUUCUUAAAGCCGCUAAGCCGUUAAUAUGCUUCGCAAGACGAAAAAACCGCAAGACGAAGAGACUCACGGAACGGAUUAAUUUCGUCUUGCGAGGCACCACUGUGCUUUGGUACCAAGCUGAAUCCCACCAUAAUAAGAUUUGGAUGAUCCAUCUCCAAUUUGGGCUACAUAAAUAUUUUUUUUAAGCAUUGUAAGGAAUCGAGGAAGAUACCGGUACAUUCAUUCAAGGCCACAUUGUAACACCUCUUUUUUAUUUCUUUUCUGACUUGCUUUGCGGUUAGCUACACAAAAAAUGGACCUCUUUUCAGUGGAGACAGUGAAUAAUUAGAAAUCUGCAUGCCCCCAAAUCUUGCUGUGACAGCCCUAUAGCCCUGACUGCAUUACGGCAUAUGUACAGAGAUGCUUGGUGUCAUCAGUGCUGUCAUUAUUAUGCUUGGUUAUAAUCUAUCUAUAAUCAGAAUGUGUUGCUUAGGUUUACAGCCUACUUUAUUGGGUGUACUUUGUUAGGGGGGGGGUUAAUGGCAGUAAGCAACAGGACAUGGUGUGAUGUCAUUGAUUUGCUGUGCUGUCAUAGUGUUUAUAACUUUAUUUUUUUAAAAACAAAACCCCCCAAACACCCAAUGGUUUUCAGCCAAUAAGUUUGACAAGAAGGUAACAAUCCAGUAUGGUGUAAUGGUUAGAAUGUCACACUAGAAUUAGGCAAAUUGGGUUUGAAAAUCUGCUCAUCCCCAAAGUUCCCAGGGUGAUAGAUGAACCUAAUCUACUUCACAGGGUUUUUUGUGAUGUGCAGGAUGACAAAAAACCCCAAACAACCAGAUAUGCCUUCAGCUCCUUGGUCAAAGCGUGGGGUACAAAUGCCAAUCUUUUCUUCUUCUUUUUAAACAUCAGAGGGUGUGGGGGUGGGCAGUAGGAAGAUAAUGGCAGUCUCCAUGGCAACAACAGUACUGGUUGGCAUGGCAACCACCACCUUUGUACUAAUCUUGUAGUGAGGCUUCAAGCCAGAAUUUGCCUCUUGGCUCCCCACCCACCCCAGCUCUUAUUUUUCCUACGUCUAUAUUUCAACUUAGCCACAGUACUAACUAUUGUAAAUGUGAGCAUAUAUUUAGGAUGCACUCAAAUAAGCACAUAUACAUGCAAACGAACCCUUCCUGGGAGGACGGUUGGUUUUCUUUUUAAUUACUUUUUCACUGUAUGGUUUUAUUUUGCUAUGAAAACUUUCACGCCACUUUGUAGGCACACAGAGAGAGCACAUUUUCACUCCCCUUCGCUUCUCUAGUUUUUCUUUAUUGUCUCGUUACUACGGCAACGAAUACCCUUCUUCCGCUUCCGGAUUCCCAUAGUGCUUCACGGAACCAUAGAGCUUGACGGCGACUCAGCACCAUAGACGAGUGUAGGGUACUUAGAAAAUGCUAGCCGCUGUGAUUGGUUAGCGUUGGUGGGCGGGGCCGAAUGAGGACGACUUCCGAUUGCUGAAGAAAGCCAGAGCGGGGUUUGCGCCUUCCUCAGCCCCUCCCCCAGGUAAUGAGGGGUCCAGACUUUCCCUAUUACCCCCCUUUUGUGGGUAAUGGUGGUCCCGCCCAUUCCAGCCUUAUGCAUUUCCCCCGCUUUGAGAGAAGGGGGAAUACAUGGGCCAGCACACUACAACCCGGGGGCGGGGGUGUUCGCAUAUGACCGAUUUCUCCCACUUAAGUUCAGUGUUACAUGUGCGACAUAGGGGGAGAAAAUGCUUCUCUUUGCCCUCUCCUUGGAAGUGCUCGGCAAUCCUCCCCUAAAUGAUAUCCAUUCGGGCACAUGCUUGAGUCUGUUGUAAUAUGGGGGUAAGGUUUGCUAUAUUUAUGUGCCCCCCAGGUCCUUCUGUUGGAUUGUUCUUACCAAGCAAAUGCUAUCGGGGUGCGGGAAAGACCAUUAGAUAUGGCGGGGGUGGUGAUGUCGGGGCUCGUAUGCCUGCUUUGCCAAAUGGUGCCUUUCACUGCAAAGGAGGAAGAAGCAGCGCUUGCAGGAUCGUCUCUGGAUUUCCUAAGAGAACCGUGAGAAAGAGACACACGCACAACCCUUCCAAAACCCACCUUAAAAUCACUACCAGUGACCUCUAGCUGGGCGGUGAACUGCACACAAGAUGGAGGGAUAAAGGGCUCUGGGAGGAGGAAUAAGUUGUGACUUGAAAAGCUGCCUGAAGAGGCAGACAUUCAAGAGGUGCAGCUCCCCUUCCUUCCUUCCUCUCUCUCACUCUUGCCCCACAAACCAGUCAUAUCCAGUCGCCACUGCUUGGGAAAGAGAGAUGUGCUGAUUUUCCUGUCCUCUACCGUGCAGUGGCUGACAUUGAUUUCGGCUACAGCCCUAUGCAUGUUAACUCAGCCCCCAGCCCCACGGAGUUCAGUGGGGUUUACUCCCAGGCACUUGUGGCUUGGAGUGCAGCCCUAGUCGCCUCUUUCUUCCCCUUUAAAACCUGGCUGGGGAAUUUGCCCUUCCAACUACAACACCUGUCAUCUCUAACCACUGCCCAUUGCUGGUUGGGACUAAUGGGAGUUGGCACCCAACAGCAACUGGUCUCCUAUUCUUGAUUUAAAAGAAGCCCUUGUUUCCUGUCUUACAGGGGCCCUCAUAGCACUUAUUAAAAAAGUGCUGGGAGGGUUCCUGGAGCAAAUGGUGGGCUGAGCGGGUGCAUUGCACGCAGGUUAAGUCCCAGGUUCAGUCCUCAGCAUCUCCAGGGUAGUCAAGGAAGGGGAAAGCGCUUUUCAUGGGAACCAGCACUGGUCAAAGGCAACAGGGCUUGGCUAGAUGGCCAAAAAGUUUGACCUGGGGUCAGGCAGCUAGCUUUCUAUGUUCCCAGUAUAGGGAAGAGAGGUCCCAGGACAGAGCUGGGGAACUUGUGGCACUUCAGGCAUUUGCUGGACUCAUACUCCCAUCACCCCUGACCUUUGGCCAUGCUGCCUGGGACUGAUGGGAAUUGGAGUCUGGCAAUGUCCUGAGGGCCAAAAGUUCCCCACCCCUGUCCUAAGGAAGGGAACCCCUGAUUGCACGUUUCAUUUAUCGGGCAUAGGCAAACUCGGCCCUCCGGACGUCAGUUCCCAUCAUCCCUGACCACUAGUCCUGUUAGCUAGGGAUGAUGGGAGUUGUAGUCCCAAAACAUCUGGAGGGCCGAGUUUGCCUAUGCCUGAUUUAACUCCUCUGAAGGAGUCGUGUGUUAGCAAGGUGCUGAUGGUUGAGGAUUCUGGAGGCUGAGAAAGGAGGAGGUGGUUAUGGGCAAAGACACAGAAGCCGGAACCCCUGGCUGCCUUCAUAGCUGCUCCUAAUUUGUCAUUCAGCAGCAAAAUUAGCCUUUGAAUACGAGUUGCUGGGAAUCACAGGUAGGGAGAGGGCUGUUGCACUUAGGUCUUACUCUUGCACUUAGGUCUUGCACUUAGGCUUCUUACAAUGGGCAUCUAGUUGGCCUCUGUGAGAACAGAGUACUGGACUAGAAUAGCCUUUGGUCUCAUCCGACAGAGCUCUUCUUGUGUUCUUAUGAGAUAAAGAGCUGAGAGAGGAGGGGAGCUAGCCCUCCAUCUUUAAGAAUCUAUGAAGAGGUGGCUGGAUCAAACCAAUGGCCCACCUAGUCCAGCAUCCUGUUCCCACAGUGGUCAGCCAGAGGCCCAUGGGAAACCUGAAGGCAGGACCCAACCACAACAGCACCCCCUCCCCACUUGUGAUUCCCAGCAACUGAUAUGCAGAGCCAUGCUAGCUCCAAUAGUGGAGGUAGAACAUAGACACCAUGGCUCUUUAUAUUUUCUGGCAAGCCUCCAUGCUUCUCAAUGGGCAAAGCGUCUGAUGAAUGUAACCUGCAGCCAGGUUCUUAGGUUCUCUGUGUGUCAGGGAAAUACACCUGUCUAGCAGUUCCUUCAGACUGAAGUGCUUGAUUAAACCUGUAUGUGCAAAAAAGAAAACAAAAUCCAAACUCUGUAUUAGCAACACUUCUUGAGAAAAUGUAAACGUUUCCUUAUGUUGGGUAAUGCGGAAAAAAUUGAGAGGGUCCAUCAGUAUUGUCUUUCCAUUGGCUUCUGAAGACACACCUGGUUAGGCAAGUGUCCCCUAAACUUCUGAUCUUGCAAAAAACUGUUCUACUUGUCCUGCCUUUUAAAUGGCUUUUUUUCAUUGUACAUAUUAAUUAAGGCUGUUUUGAUGCUCUGAUGGAAUUGUUCUUGUGUGUAUGUAUGGAUGUUAUAAUUGAUUUUAUAGUUGCAGUCCACUGAGAAGCCAUUUUGGCAUGUAAUUGGUAUAUUAAUUGGGCAGGCUUUCAGCUUAGAAGCUUGCUUAGUUGCUGGCGACAAUUUACCGGUUAUUGUACCUGCCAGCCCUCCUUUGCAACCUUAAGGACCACAAAGCCGCAUUUCCCGCUGAUACACUCAAAGUACUCAGUGCCGUGCUUGUAACCCAUUCCUGUGCUUAGCACGGUCCCCUUUGGAAUACGUGUAUAUCAUAAUUUGCUAUUGUCAAGAUGAUGGCCUGGUGCCGUAUUCACCUUUCUGCUGCUUAGUUGUUGCCUAGCCUCCUUUCCUUAGCCUGGGCCCUCUUGUUUCUGCAGAGCACAAUGCCUGUGCAGCCAUUGCCCAAGGAGAUGGAGGCGGAAGGAGACUCGACCACAGAGAUGAACGGCGAAGAAGAGAGCGAGGACGAGCGCAGCGGCAGCCAGUCUGAAUCAGAAGAGGAGAGUUCAGGUAGCUGGCAGGAGCAAAACGCCUCCCAACUCCUUCUUUCAGGGUAGAGCAUGCAAUUUCCAUGCAGGAAGUCCUAGGUGUGGUCCCUGGCAUUUGCAGGUAGGAGUGGGAAAGACUCUUCUCUGCCUGAAACCCUUGAGAACUGCUGCAAGUCAGUGCAGACAGGACAGAGCUGUUCAGAACCACAAAGCCUAUUGUCUUACCUUUUUAUGGGAACACCUAUGGUACAGAGGGAGAGCAGAUGGUUUGCACACAGAAGAUCCCAGGUACCAUAGUGGGCAUCUCCAGUUAGAGCAGGCGUGGGGAACGUGUGGCCUUCCAGAUGUUGUUGAGCUCCCAGUUCUCAUAAAUCCUGACUGCUGGCCAUGCUGUCUAGGGAUGAUGGGAACUAGAGUUCAACAACAGGGAGCAGGAUCUGACCCAGGGGCUGGAUUCUGAGCUUCCCUACCUGCCACGGGUCACUUUGACAGGUGGAUACAAAUCUGAACCCUAGAAUAAUUUUUGGUUUCCUUUUACUUACCAGCAAUUGGAAACAGUAGUAAGGAGGACUGAGUUUUUCCCUUUCUUUUUCUGUUAACACCCUGUUAAAAAAUAAAAUAAAAAAUAUUGAUACUUAUUCAAAACCACACAAAAGUUCUUGCCCAUUGCAAAGCAUCUUUAUAUAAUACACCAAAAUAAAACAGCAACUUAAUCUAAAAAAGAACAAAGGCAGAAUGGGGGAAAGGAAAAGAGAGACAAAAAGACAGAGAAAGCAUAAGAAGAGGAGAAAGAAGAGAUUAAAGAGCUGUUACUCUGACAAUCUGACUUAGCCUCUGUGGUCUUUCUAAGGCGGGGGUGGAGAACACCACCCACUCACAGUGGGACGAGUUUGACAGGUAGGUGGGUGGGUGAUCAGCUGAUCAUUGGGGUUUGCAAAGUGCAGUGCUGUCAGCUGAUUGUCGGGGCUUGCAAACAGCUGCACGGGACACACUGCAAGCCCUGACAAUUGGGUGGUGGUUGCUUGCAAAAGCCAAUGACGAUCAGUAGAUGGCCAGGCUUGAGAAGCAGCACUGUGCAUGGGGCUUUGCAGAUCUACACCUUGUUCUGAUCCACCUGCCCAAGAGAGGGCUCUUGGGAGUGGUCUGAUGCAGGGAUACCAAAGAAGGAUGUCAAAAACACACGGCCAGUUCUAGUGCUUUAUUAAAGAAAGGUGUAAACUUACAAUUCAGCAUGCAGAGAGCCCUGCUGCCUUGACAGAUGCGGGAUGAACACCACAGCAGCAAGCAAUCAUGACUGGUCCACAAAGCCGAAUACAUCACUUUGGCCAGAACCUCCACCUGGCCCAUGAGGGCAUAGGUGGCAACUACCCAGGGCUUACAGACAGCUCCACUCUCUGGGCCCAGAGCCCAGCAUCCCAAGGCCCACAAAUAAGAGUUGUAUCAAAGCAAGCCAAUUAGCAUGUAUCAAAGCAAGUGAAUAUACUUAAGCGAGCUCGUUCUUGCAACAACUCCCAAUUAGUUUUGGGGUUAUCUUGACUACCAAGAUGGCGUAUGCAAGCCUUCCAGAGUGGGCUCACAUUUGGUUCAAUGCAAACCUGCUCCCCACCUCCCAUCGGUAUGGUUUCAGGUAUAAGGCAGUUGGGCAUGGCUUGGCUAGAACGGUUUUAGCUAAGGGGGAGACCUGGUGGGGCCUAAUGAGAUCCACAGGCCUGAAGUCCCCCCGCCACUGUUCUGCUCGCUGUGGUAGGAAAACAAAAGGGGAAAAUUCUGUGCAAUUCGAAAAGCUUGCAACCCUUUCUUCCCUGAUGCUGUUCUAGAUUUAGGAACAUAGAAACAUACUACUCAGUCAGACCCAUUGGUUUGUUUAGCAGCUCUCUAAGGUUUCAAAUGGGGCAGGAGGGCAGGUUCUCCCAGUCCUAUCUGGAGUUACUGGAGACUGGAGUGGGAACCUUCUGUGUGCAGGGCAGGUGAUCUUCCCCUGACCUACAGUCCUUCCCCACUGAUUUAAGCCCAUUGAACGGAAAGAGAUCCCAGAUAGUGAGCAUUGUUCAAUUUUCUUGCCCUGCAAGACCUGUUCAGAGGAGCCAGGUGACACAUGUUGUCUCUUUUACCUGCAGAGAUGGACGAUGAAGAUUAUGAACGGAGACGCUCAGAGUGCCUAGAUGAGAUGUUAGACUUAGAGAAGGAGUUCUCUGAAGUCAAAGAGAAGUGAGUUUUUUCCAUCUCUUUCCCCUGUACUUAUUUAUUACAUUUUAAGCCCACCCUUCCUCCAAGGUGCUUCCCCACCCCCAGUUACCCUCUCAACAACCCUGCAAGGUGAGCCUCAUCCUCCUUAAGGUUUCUGGCUCACUGUGGUUUCUUGUGCCUGCUGCCCAAUAACUCCCUUAAACUUAAAAAAAGAGAGACACUGUAUAAAUAUCUCAAGAGUCCUUCCAGUAGCAAAAAGCAAAUGAACUGAAUUUUUUGAUUAGGAAAAUCAAGUGUCAGUGUGCUUCAAACAUUGCAUUCCAAAUUCAAAGCUUUACUUGGAGAUCAUUUUUGCUGGGAUGGCAUAAGUUAUUUUUAAUUCGUGAUGACUCAAUAGCAUGCACUUCCCUUUUAUCGCUUAGAUUUAAAGAAGGAAAUUUGAAGGUGUGCUAAAUUUAGGAUCCUUGGCAAAGAGUCUGUGUAAGUGUAUGCGCUUCCUACAGAUAUCCAAAAAGAGUUAAAUGCAACUUUGAUUUGAGACUAGCGAAAAUGAGGCCCUGCUUUUUUGUGCACUAAGGUUUGGAAAAGAAGCAUAUAAAGAUCUGAAGACUAGAGGCAGCGCCCAGAUGCUCAACCCCACAAUAGGAUCGCAGAGCUUCUUUAGAAAAAGUAGCCUGCUGGAAAUAAAUCUUUACUCCCUGCUUAAAGGCAAAUUAAUUUGUGGAACUCACUGCCUCAGGUUUUAAAAGGGGAUGAGACAAACUUGCGGAGGAGGAACAGAUGCUAUUAGUGGUGAGCAUCCACUGUCCUCUGAGAGACAAUUUGGAGGAGGAGGAAGCAAGCAGACAGGCAGCCGAAAACAUCAUCAGAUGGCUGUUCCUGGACCAUCUCAGGGAACUACCCCAUCUGCUGUUCUCUUCCCAAAUGUUCAGAGGAACUAAUUGUUCUCAUUGCACUGGGUUUUGCUGUUGUUUGACUUCCUUGCCUCAGUAUAUAUUUUUUUGUAAUUCCUCUCCUUCCAAAAAAAGAAAAAGAUGUGCAAAUACAAUAAACAAAACAACAGACCAAAAAACAUUGCAAAAAUAGGCAUAAAGGCAGGGAGAAGAAAAAUACAAGAUAAAAAAAUAAGGAUUAAAAAAGAAUGAAAUAUAUUUCAUGGUGGGAUACAAGGUUCUUUAUUGCAUAUACAAGAUAUAUCAAGUAUUCAUAAAUGUCACCAGAUAAAAUCUUAUUUAGUAGGAAUGUGCAAGCCAUGAGAUUGUUGUCUCAUAUAAGCCCCCAAACAGAUGCUGACUCUGAGGGGCUGGCAUCGCCCCUGGGUCAGUUUUUCAGAGAUGUUCCUUCCUUCCACAAUUCUUUUUUCCUAGGCCCACUUAUAUUUUCUAUUUACACACACACACACACACACACACACACAGCCUUUUAGGGCAGGGAUGUGGAACCUGGCUCUCCAGAUGACUUCAUCUCCCAUUAUCCCCAGCAAGUACAGACAAAGAUCAGAGAUGAUGGGCAGUGUAGUCCUGCAGCAUCUGCAGGGCCAAAGGCUCUCUGCCCAUUUCCUGUUUUAAAGCAUAACCCUUACAUAUUCAUUAUACAUUAAUAGGGAACUCGGGUGCUGAGCAUGUUGGCUGUGUAGCCAAAACGGGGGUACAGAGAAACAAGAGGGGGAUGUUGUCCUGCUCAGCAGAACCCUACGGUUUGCAGGAGUAGAAAAUAUUUUUUUCCCUUAAGUGGGGGAACACCCCCCACCCACAACAAGUUAAGUCAUCCAGUCUAUAUAAUUUAUGAGUCCAUUAGGCAAUAGUGUCCCCAAUUUGUGGCUCCAAUCUGCCUCUCCUUUCUUUCACUGUUCAUAUAAUUCCAUUCCUGAAACCUGCAUACUGUAUGCUCUACACACCCAAGGUUUUUUGCUGUUCUGAAAAAUGCUUAACCUUGACAUUUUCCAGUUCCAGUACAACUUCUAUGCUCGCAUAUUUUAAUUUAGUGUGGUCAUACUAACUUACCCUUCCCCGCCACCCCACAUACCAUGGGGGGGGGGUAAUUCCACCACCCACCUUGAGCUCUUGUGGCAACUCUGAUUAACCUGUCUGCUGCUGCUGCUGCCGCUCUCGCAGGCUGUUCAAGGAGCGCCUGAGCCAGGUGAAGGCAAAGCUGGAGGACGUGAUGGCGGGGAAAGCGUCAGAGUACCUUGACCCGCUCGGGGUCUUGCAGAACCACAUGCAGAUUCGGAUUGAAGUGGCUGGUAAGUGAGGACCCCCCCCCCCCUGGCCACUCUUGCCAGCCAGAGUGUAAGCAAUCAUAACAGCUUUGGUGGAGAGAUGGCUUCCAGGUUGUGGCAUUUGGAGUUAGGGCUGGGGUUAAUUUCUAGAAGAGGUGCAUGGGUUAUCUUCCUCGUACAGCGUUCACCAUAUACUGCAGACGUGCCUCUUUACCCUGGCCUUGGUCCUUAAAUAUUUAUUUUUAAACAAACAAACAAACCAUAUAGUGAUGGGCAACCCAGCCAGAUGAGCAGGGUAUAAAUAAUAAAAUUAUUAUUAGACGUGUUCUGAUUUUAAAAAGUGAAGAAAGAAAUAAAAAGGAAAAAAGAAUAAUACAUCACUAUACCAAUUGUUAACAGUUAGUAGUUACCGUUUUUAACCUACUGUAUUUUGUAUAAAGCAGUUCCAAACUUCAUUAUACUUGUCCAUGAUGCUUAAGGUAUUUUGUAUCGUGGGACUCGCCUCUUUUGUCUCAUUUAUACUGUAAUGUUCCAUUUGGGAAAGUUUUGCUUCUUUUGCAAUUCAGAGGGUUUUAUUUGUUUUUCUAAAGGUACGUUGUGUUGUUGCAACCAGUCUGGAAAUAUUAUAGUAAAAAAAACCCACCUUAUAAAUCAAUGAAAACAAAUGAGAACUAGACUGCAAGGGGCUUGUGUCUCCCUGGAAGCCAUGCCUGCCUCAACGCAGGGAUGGGCUGUGCUGCAAAGGAGGCAGAUGCACUUUGUAGGUGCUCAGAGGCACUUCUUCCGUGGCUGGUCUUUUGCAUUGAAAGGAAGUGGUGGUGGAGCUGAGCCCCGGUUGAGCUUCUGAGGAUGGAGAACAGUAAGAGCCAUUAGACCGUAUGGCAGACACUCUCGGGAGGCGGUAGAUUCCCCUUCCUUGGAGGUUUCAAAACAGAGGUUAAAUGUCCACAUGUCAGGGAUUCUUCAUCUGUGAUUCCUGCAUUGCAAGGGGUUGGGCUAGAUGACCCUCAGGACCCCUUCCAACUCUACCGUCCUGGUUUUAUGAACAGUGCUUCAACGUUCUGCCUUUCUGCAGGGAUCUACCGAGGUUUCUGCCUGGAGGUGAUCCACCACAAGCACCGUUGUGAGCUGCAGGGAGCACAGCAGCACCUGGAGGUGAGAAGCCCCACUUGGUCCCAUCUCCCUCCCUUCAUUGCCGCUUUCAAAUCCUGGCGGGGGCCGGAAAAGCAGCCUCAUCACAAACUUCUCGGGCAAGAAGGCAGAAUGCAAAAAUCUCAUAUGCAGGGUGGAGGAGCUGCUGCCAGUCAGUGUAGACAAUACUGAGCUACAUGAGCCAGUGGACUGACUCCAUAUACGGCAGCUUCCUCUGUUAUUACUCUAACAGGCAUAUGGGCAGAGGCUCUAAUGGGGCUAAUGUGAGAGGCAGUGUGGUGUAGUGGUUAGAGUGCCGCACCAGGGCCUGAGAGACCAGGGUUCGAAUCCCCACUCGGCCAUGAAGCUCAGCGGGUGACCUUGGGUCAGUCACUGCCUCUCAGCCCCACCCUACCUCGCAGGGUUGUUGUGGGGAUUGAAUGAGGGCAGGGGGAGAACCAUGUACGCCACCUUGAGCUCCUUGGAGGAAAAAGCGGGAUAUAAAUGCAGCAGAUAAAUAAUAUCACACCAUGCUUUUAAUCCUGGGAACUAUAGUUUGUUAAGAGAUUUGUCGCUCUGAGGGGGCAAACAACAGUUCCCGGAAUUGUUUUGGGGGGAAGCCAUGUGUUCAAAAUGUGCCGUGAAUGUGACUUCAGUUCCCGCAGGACAGGGAACUGGCGGCCUUCCAGAUGUUGAUUGACUUCAGCAGUCUUAGCCAGCAUGCCCAGUGGUUGGAGACAAUGGGGGCUGCAAUCCAACAACAUCUGGAGGGCUGCUCCAUGGGCUCUAUUCAAAAACAUGACAUUGCUGAGUGUGCCCUGUUUCCUACUUCGUUGCGUAUCCCAGCUUGGAAUUCCAGAGUCGGGUUUCAGCUUGCAUACGAGAAUUGCAUGUGGGAGCUUGCAGGACCACACGGUGCACUCGACAAACAAUAAUUAGCAACAAACAACCGGGUUCCUCAGCAAGAAGCCUGAGCGGUGCUUUCUGCUGACCAGCAGCUUUACAGAACUGAUUGGUGGUUGUCGUGGAAAAAAGGUCCCUGCCUUUAAUUAGCUGAAGACGAGCAGGCGGGGAACUAGUCUAGUUUCCAGUUCUCUUUUUUGCAAACACAGCCCCGAUCAGCGUUUUCACAGAUAUGCCAUUGAUCCACCACGUGAACUCCUAGGCCCAGGGGUGGGAAACGUUUUGGCCCAGGCCUUCCUGGCAUCUCUGUGUGGCCAUCUCACUGGGUGACCUUGGGCCGGUCCUUCGUGCUCGCAUUAGCCUGCCUCACUGGGCUGUCGUGUGGAUGAAAUUGGUGAAGGAGUAUUACAGAGACCACCUUGAGGUCUUUGGAGGAAAGGCAGGAGUGAAACAUUAAUAAAUCGAAAGGAAACCACGCUUUUUCUGAGAGCAUAAAACCAGGUGCAAAUUUGCCUUGGCAUUAAACAGAACAGCUGGGUGCCUUGUGAGACAGCGAGCAGAAAUUAUUGUGAUGUGGGGAGAAACCCAGUUGGGCUCAUGCCAAGAAAGCUUGAAUAUUAGGUUUAGAUGUUGCGCUGGCUGUAGAAUCAAUAGCAACCCCCAACUGGAUGGGAAGAAAGAAGAAGGGGAAGAUGCACUUAAUCCAUACCACCCUGUGGAACGCCCUCCCAUCAGAUGUCAAGGAAAUAAACAUCUGUCUGACUUUUAGAAGGCAUCUGAAGGCAGCCCUGCAUAGGGAAGUUUUUAAUGUUUGAGGGUUUUAAUACUUUGUCGGAAGCCACCUAGAGCGGCUGGGACAACCCAUCCAGAUGGGUGGCAUAUAAAUACAGUCGUACCUUGGAAGUUGAAUGGAAUCCGUUCCGGAAGUCCGCUCGACUUCCAAAACGUUCGGGCACCAAGGCACGGCUUCCGAUUGGUUGCAGGAAGCUCCUGCAGCCAAUCGGAACCUGCGUUGGAUGUUCAGGUUCCAAAGAACGUUUGCAAACCGGAACACUCACUUCCGGGUUUGCGGCGUUCAGGAGCCAAAACGUUCGACCUCCGAGGUACAACUGUAAUAAAAUCAUUCUUAUCAUACAGAAUUGACAUGAUGCCUUUCGGAUGUCCUUGCACUGCAACUUCCAGCACCCCUGGCGAUUUACCAUGCUGACUAGGGUUGAUGGGAGUUGUAGUCCAAGGACUUUUGCAGGGUGGGGGCACCACAUUGGCUUAUCCUGACGUGACGUCGCCCUUCUACCCAACCAGAGUGAGAAGCUGCUGCUGUUCGACACCCUUCAGGAACGCCUCUUGGAACGGAUCCAGUGCUUGGAGGAUGACAGGCACAGUGUGGGCCUCACUUCAGGUCAGUCCGGAGGAGCAAGCAGACGCUGUCCCUUCUAUGGGGAGGGGCCCAUAGCUCAGUGGCAGACCACCUGCUUUGCUUGCAGAAGGUCCCAGGUUCAUUCCCCUGAUGGAAAGAAUUCGACCGCAGGUGAUGGCUAAACCCUCAGAGAGAGCUGCUGCCAAGCCCCCCAAAAAGCUGGUUUUUAAAAAUGUAUUUCAAAAGUGUCAUCUAGCCUGGAGGAGGAAGUUGCCAAGUUCUGCUUUCAGCAGUGUGCUGACUUCCUGGGUUGUGAGAUGUCGUCAUUGCGGGUAACUCGGCAGAAUUAACGAUGGUGCACAAAGCCUUUUUUUAAAAAACCAAGGCUGCCUUGACCCACAGAUGGAGAAACCUGCAGCCCUGAAUUUGGCCCCCAACCUCAUUUUAUGUGGCCCCUGACACUUCCUGAAGCUGCUCCAUUCUCCCAUCCUGGGAACCGUGGUUUGGUGAGGGUGCUGCAAAUCGUCUUCUGAUAAAUGCCUGUUACUCGCCCACCCCAUGCCGACCCAGCAUUGAAUCCAUUUGGGUCGGUGGAGCAUCGAUGGCCCUCAAUGCUGAGGUUCCCCUUUGGGCUUAUUUUUCUCUCUCUCUCUCCGUCCCCUAGAAUGGUGGGAUGACAAACUUCGACCGAAGCACAGCUCAAAGGAAUGGGACCCACUCCGGCCUGGCAAGAGGAAGAAAGCACCACUGGUGUCCGAUAUCCUUUCUGUGCACCCCACACCCCGAUGGCUCUGCCCUAGAGGAGGCUGUGGUGCCCAGCAUAUGGCAAAGAGAAGCAGCUCAGCAGAGCGGCUUUGGGCAGCUUCUUAUGCAGUGUUUGUGAUGGGAAGCGGGUUAAGCACUUGCCCAAAAUUAUUUCAGGAAAAGGGGUGAGUGGGGAUGAGUAGUGUUUAAUUGGCAGCAUUUAUUCCCCGCCGUUUACCCAAACAGGCUGUCUCAAGAGCUGCUUUAAAAAUAUCAUUUCUAAGAUUCUUUAGCUGUGAUUCCCACAUUGGACGAGAUGACCCUUUGGGCUCCUUCCAAUUGUGUGGUCCCUGACCUCAGGCUCACAGUCUAAAAAGACAUGGCACACAAGGUUAAAGGAGGGAGGAGGGAGGAGGUAAAAGCCAAGCUCAAGCACAAGUUCUUCAAGUGGUAGCUGAUGACAGGGGCAGUUUUGUCUGCCUUUAAGACCAGUCUUCAUUCAGAUCCAAGAGCAGAGCUGGUGACAGCAUCCAGGGCCAGGCACACAAAGUUCUUCCCUCAGUUAGAUGACUUGAUGGACAAUAGAAUCCCAGUUAUAUUUUUUAUCAUAGUUGCUGGGGUGCAGGCACCUCUCCCUUAGCUCGUCUUUCCCACGCCCGUACAUCGUCUACAUGCUGCGUGAAAUGGAUAUCAUGGAGGACUGGACAGCCAUCAAAAAGGUAAGGGUGAGAGAAACGGGCUUCUCCGUGUCACCUUGAUCGGAGUGAAGGGAGAGAAUGAGGACUCUGAAGUGUCUCUGAGACUGGGAGCAGAAGAGGGGAAGCCUGGAGAACUCGCCCUUGGUUUUCAUGGAGAGGCUGGUCAUGGGAAAUCACACUAAUGCAGGGUUUCCCAAACUUGGCCCUCCAGCUGUUUUUGGACUACAAUUCCCAUCAUCCCUCGCUAGCAGGACCAGUGGUCAGGGAUGAUGGGAACGGUAGUCCAAAAAUAGCUGGACACCCAAGUUUGGGAAACACUGGUGUAGAAAAUACAGAGCUAGAUGGACCAAUUGUUUGACUCAGUAUAAAGUAGCUUCCUCCAUUCCUGUUUGAACCAGCUGUUUAUCCAGAACAAUGAGGGACCAGAGUCUUUAUUUUGAAGGGAAUGAUCAUAGCUCAGUGCUCUUGGGCUUGCCAAUCGGAAGGUCAGCAGUUUGAAUCCCCGCAACAGGGUGAGCUCUCGUUACUCUAUCCCAGCUCCUGCCAACCUAGCAGUUCGAAAGCAUACCAGCGCGAGUAGAUAAAUAGGUACCACUGCGACGGGAGGGUAAACGGCAUUUCCGUGCACUCUGGCACACAUCACAGUGUCCUGUUGCACCAGAAGCGGUUUAGUCAUGCUGUUUAGUCACGUGACCCAGAAAGCUGUCUGUGGACAAACACUAGCUCCCUUGGCCUGAAAAGCGAGUUGAGUGUUGCAACCCCCAUAGUCGCCUUUGACUGCACUUAACCAUCCAGGGGUCCUUUACCUUUUACCGAGAAGAUUUGCAUUGCUUAUAGAAUGUCCCAGGUAGGGCUUGGAAGACCCACGUCUGAGUCCAUGGAGAGCCACUGCCAGUCCUUGUAGACAAGGGAUGGGGAACCAAACUCCCAUCUUCCCUGACUGUUGCAUGCUGGGAGGGGCUGAUGGGAAUUGGAGUCCCAGCAACAUUUGGAGGUUCACAGGUUCCUCAGCUGACACAGAUCAAAGACCUGACUUGGUGGAAGGGAGCUUCCUGUGUUUCUGAUCAAGGGUGUAUAGUCCCUUUGGGACUUCAUAGUGCUGCAAAAGAGGAGUUAGGGUCUUGGGGGGCCUCCUCGUUCCCUUUUUCUAGCUUGGGAUGAGCCUCUCCCUUGGAGGUCUGCAGGCUUUACCCAGCCGACUAGACAAGGGACUUCUUCAGCAAGGGGCCUCUGGGAGUGUGACUUCCUCUUACACUCAUCUCUUUCUUCCCAGGCUAAAGCGGCUGUGUCCUCGCCGAAGAGGAAACUAGAAGGCAAGAGCCCUGUUUUUUCUCUCUCUUCAUUGCAAGGAGGAGGGGGUGUGGUCCUGGAUCUUUCCCCUGCCUUUCAAUAAAGUCCUGAUUGUGCCUGAAUGUCUGGGAGGAUACAGAAGCCCAACUGAGCAGUGGUUCAAAGGCAGGCAGCCUCUGUCUGCUUGGUCCAUUGGAGAGGGUUACAGGGCCAGGACCCCCCCACCCCCUGUGUUUGUGUGUGUUGGGUGCAUGUCUUUUCAUGGAAUCUGGUGCUCCUUAGAAUCUUGGGUUUUGUUUUGUUUUUAAAUCAGGUUUCUAGCCCUUAUGGCCGCAAAGAUUAUAUUUUUAAAAACAAGUGAGCACUGUCUGGUGACAGCUUAGAAGCUGGGUUUCGAUGUAGAUGGGAUACUGAAUUUCGGCCUUGCACAGCUUCCCGCCCCCUACCCCAUCUGUUGUCUUCUGCAACCUGACUGCUCUGCUCUUCCAGUCCUUCCCAGCUGCCCUCUCUCUGUUCCUUUCUGCAUAAAUGCCCAAUUAUUUGGAAAUACGGUUUGGAAGGGGAGAAUAAAUGAUGGAACAUGAAGAUAGGCUAAUUUGCAUAUUGGAUCAUGGCUGUCAUAAUUGAGUGGAUGUGUGCAUGCACAAAAUCUGCAGAAUGAGUAGAAUGCACAAUCAACCCCACCCUUGAGUUUAAACUGCAGAUGCUAUCUGACUUUUCCUCCCUGUUUCCUCCCCCCCCCAACCCACUGAUUAUUUUUCAUUAUAUAUUUUAUUUAAGGCAUUCAUACACGUCCUUUCACGAUAUUUAUGCCUGGGCAGUUUACAGUUUUACUUUUUAAAAAGUGACAAAUAUGUGCCAUAAAAUUGACUGGAGGAAAUUAACAAACAACAUAAUCAGCCAAGUAAAAAUAUCCGUCCUUGGUGUUUUUAAAAAUAUAGCGUCCUUUCAAUACUUUUUAAAAACACAAAGCACUUCAAUUAUAUCUGUCCCUCAUAUGAAUCCCAAGGCAGGUAACCACAGAAUUAAAGAUGAACAAAUCCCAACAAUGAAACACAAUGAAAGAAAUAAACUUCUAACAGAAUGAUCAACAGCAAGAACAGAUCAUCAGCAGUUAGAUCCCAAUCAUAAUCAUUAUAUACACAUUACCACAGUGAGAAACCAUUCAUAAAUGUCCAACACGUGGAUCUUAUUCUGGUGCUGGGAUGCGAUUAAAAUUGGUGCCCGGUCAGGGCACCUUCACAGAGAAGGCACAAUGUCCUCCCUGGUGGUAGGACAUCGAGAUGGGCUUCCCCACCCCAGACCGAAGGGCACAGGCAGGUUAGUAUAGGGAGAGGUGCCCCUUUAGAUACAACAACCCAUGUGGGGAACCUUCGAUCUUCCAGAGGUUGCUGAACUACAAGUCCCAUCAGCCCCUGCAGGCACAGACAGCGAUGAUGGAAGUGGCAAUUCAGCAACAUCUGGGGGAGUCAAAGGUUCCCCACACCCGAAAAAAAGACAUUCAUUGGGGAAAAAACCCCAGAGAGAAUAAGAAUGUUGCUUAGAACAUAUUGGCCCUGAUUUUUCCACUUCCCCAUCCCACCAUAUCCUUUCCUUCCCUCAGGCCCAGUGAAGGCCGAGAAACUGCCGUCCCCUGCCCUGUUCUCUGCUCACUGUGAAGAUGGCCAGCUCCACUACGAAGGCGAGGCCUACGUCAAAGGGCAGAGCAUCUCCUUGCAAGUUGGGGACGAGGCACCUGUCCAGUGAGUGAUGAAAAAGAGGAGGGGCAGAUGGUGUGGUGGGUGCAGCCAGGAGGACGCCCCAGAUCCUGGCCUGAGCUUGCAGCUGAGGAUAGUUACCUUGUGCAUUUAUGCAGCCAGUCAGAUAAAAGACGAGAAGAGCCCGUCUAGCCUAGCACUGUGGUUUCACAGUGUCCAGCCUUGAUGCCCAUUGGAACUCUCCCAAACCUGAGAUCCCCAGCAGCUUGUAUUCAGGGGCAAACUGCCUGAUAAAAGAAGGUUUUCUUUAUCUGUAAUACACACAAAAAAAACAUAGAGAGAGCCAUCCUUAGCAGCCAUUGAUAGUCUGAUCCUUCAUAGACUUGUCCAAUCGUUUUUGGAGCCGUACAAGUUGGUGGCUGUUAUUACAUUUUGGCGGUAGAAGAUUCCAUAGUUCAACUAUGCACUGUGUCAAGAAGUACUCUUUUUUUCUGUCCUGAAUAUUCCAGCAUUCAGCUUCUUCGUUGUCCCUGGGUUCAAAUGUUAUAUGAGAGAGAGAGAAAUAAAGAGAGAAACCUCUCUCUGUCCUCUUUCCCUAAAUAUGCAUAAUUUUAUAUGUUUCUUUCUAAGCUAAAAAGCCCCCAGUGUUGUAACCUUUCUUGGAAAUUCCUCUAAUCUCCUGAUCAUUUUCGUUGCCCUUUUCUGCAGCUCUGCAAUAUUGUUUUUUUUGAGACAGGGCAGCCAGAAACUGUACAUGGUAUUCCAAGUUUAAAGAUCAGUGACAAGACAGUAUAUCUGCCCUCAGAUAUACAAUCUUUGGAUAUUUUUCUCAGGACACAGCAGUAGGGGAGGAAAGGGUUAAAUUCCCCUUCCAUGCCUGCUCUGACCCCGUGACCAGUCUCCCUUGCCCCAAGCUGCUAUUUGCAUUUCCUUAAAAGCAGCAUUGUUAAUUGCAAAUAUGUAUUACUAGUGUUAUUAUAAAGACCUAUAAUUUUUGCUCAGGCUUUUCUAAGCCCGUAAGACCCUGUCUUCAUUUGUCUGUAUUCUUGUUUUUAUACGCCCUUAUACAAUUGUUUUGCUGUUUUCAUGUUGCAUUUUUUUGUGUUUUGAUGGUUUUUUAAAUGUUUCACACCGCUUAGAAUCUUCUUUUUAAAAAAACAAUAACACUUUCUAUGAAUGCUUUUAAAUAAAUAAACAUCAGUAGCAGUAUAGUAUAACUUACAAAGCACCUAACAUGGUCUGUAUCAGAGGGUGGGGAACCUCAAGGCCCAGGCACAAAAUGCGGCCCUCCAAGUCUCUUUUUGCAGCGCUCAGGAAUCUUCCCAGGCUUUUCAUUCUCCUCCUCCUUUGCCACUGGUCCUGUUUCACACCCUCACUGAAUGUUUUUUGCCUUGCUGCAAAGUGUCCUUGAGCUCUGAUAAUGCCUCUCAGUUAAUGCUUGGAGGGCUGACAGAGGGGUGGGGUCUGUGGGCAUAGAAAAUAGCACACUUUAUUGCUCUGCCCACUUCCCCUCUGGCCCUGCCCUCUCCACUGGCAUGUGGCCCCUGGAAGGCUGCCCAGAACAGAACAUGGCUCUUGGGCUGCAAAAUGGUCCCUGCCCCUGGCUGCAUAUGUAUGAAAAGGAUAAGACAGCUCCUGGUGCUUUCAGGCUUGACUUAAAAAGAACAGAAGACAGCAGGCAUCAAGGCACUUUCUCCUUUACUUGACCAGUCGAUGGGGUCCAGCCAGUCCCUCUCCUUGCCCUGAUAUUCUUUUGGGGAGGGAGCAAGUUCAGCCUCUCAGUGAACCUUGGUGCCUUGGCCUGUGGCAGAGGCCUCCUUUCGCUUCUGGUUAACACCCAGUUUGGCCCAAAGUAACAAACCUCUCCUUGCAACCAGCUAGGAUGGAGUGGACCAUCUCAGGGAGAGGAGGGUGAGCUCCAGCAUCACCUAAAAGAGCAGCCCCUGCUUCCCGUCUCUCCCUGAGAGAUGGGAAGGGUCAUAGAAGCACGAUAUAGAACCUCUGUUGCAUCCAGGAGGUCCCAGGUCCCAUCUCCAUGUAGAGACUCCAUUUUUGAAACCUUGCAGAGCCAUUGUCGGUAGUCCGACUUGGUAUAAGCUGCGUUCCUUUGGAGUGAGGUUUGGAGACGGCUGGCAUGUUGAGAUCAGGGUCUGUGUGAGAUGCUGCCUUGGCCCCCUGCCCCAAAAAACAGACACAUUCUGCCUGGCCACCCCUGACUCUUUUCCCUUUCCUCUAGGGCUGUGAUCACUGCCAUCAGCACUGGGGAGGUUUGGCUGCGCAGGGAAGACGGCAGCAAGACCAAAAUCUACGUCUCGCAACUCCAGAAGGGCAAGUAUUCCGUGCGCAAGGUCUAGCAGCGCAGACUUUGGCUCUCUCGCUUCUCCUGGAACAGGCACAGCUUCCCUCUCUUGGACUUCGGAGCAGCAAAGACCACCCCGAACCACCCCAGUUUGGGCUGCAGCAGGUGGAAGGGAGAAGGGCUUGCUUGCAGUUACCUUGGAAUCAUACCAGCAUCGCUGCCCCUAGUGACGGGGGCCCUUGGCGUGGAGCCCUCCCCCUCCAGCCCCCUGUUGGUCCUGUGGCAGUUUUGAUUGUGCUUGCCCAGCGUGCCCCUCCCUCCGUGUUUGGGGCUGGGCGUUGACGGCAGCUCCUCUCUUUCUGGAAGAAACAUCCAAUAAAACACCAAAGUGAAAUACCUCCCUCCAGCUUCCAGGCCUGGCUUUUUAAUUUGAGACCAGCUGUCUCUGAGGUUUGCUUGUUUGGACUGAGAAGGGAGGAAAUGCUGCUUUGGGGUGGGGUGGGAGGAAGGGGAGGGGAGGGAGAGAUGGCAGUUAGAAGGCAGAUCGCAAACUCUACAACCUCCAUUGUCCUCAUAUUAUUGUCCAUGCUUGCUGGGGCUGAUGGGAGUUCCAAACAUUCGGUUGGCUACCACUGUCCUGACCACUUCCUUGUUACUUUUGAGGAGGCUGUAGCAGUGGUGGUAUCUGUAAGGCCGGGCGAUACCUGGUUUUCAGCAACGCAAUAUAUCACGAGCUAAACAUUGCAAUAUAUGGAUAAAUCACAAUGUCUGACAUAAGGAUGGGACUAUUAUAGAGGCGAACCGUAGGGCGGGGCGAUAACUGGUUUUCAACAUCGAGAUAUCACCAUCUAAGCAUCGUGAUAUACCGUAUUUUUCUUUCUAUAAGACUCACCCGACCGUAAGAUGCACCUAGUUUUUAGAGGAGGAAAACAAGAAACAAGAAAACAACGCAAAGCCUCCUGAGCGAAGAGGGAGCGUUCCUCCCUCUUUGCUCAGGAGGCAUUGCAGGGCUAUCCCUGAAGCCAGGAGAGCAAGAGGGAUCGGUGCGCACCAAUCCCUUUUGCUCUUCUGGCUUCAGCAAUAGCUGCACAGCCUGCAUUCGCUCCAUAAGACACACACACAUUUCCCCUUACUUUUUAGGAGGGGGAAAGUGUGUCUUAUAGAGUGAAAAAUACAGUACCGAUAGAUCACGAUGCCUGAAAUAAGCAUGGAGCUAUGGAGAGGCAUUGGCUGGCUUCACGGUUUUUCCCAUCUUUUCCCAUCUUGCCGUGCCUGCCCUUGUGAUUCUCUGCCCCCUCCCCCCAGCCUGCGUGAGGCAGGGGAGAGCUCAGCCAUCAGAGUUAACGGGCUGCAGAAAUCGAAGAGAAGCAUCGGCUGGCUUCAAGGUUUCCCCCCACAUUGUGAUUUUCGCAUAGCACACAGCCAAACACAUUGUGAUCUGUGGUAUGUUGCCAGGUCAGGAAUUAUGAAACUGAUAGCAAAAAAUUGACUUCACAAAAUGGUUUUGGAUAUAUAUAAUUGUCCAGCCGUGUGUGUGUGUGUGUGUGUGUGUUGGGCUGAUAUAAAAGCUUAAUGAAAUUCAUGGGGGGUGAGGGUAUCCAUGGCUACUAGCCAUAAUGACUUUGUUCUCCCUCGGCUGUCAAAGGCAACAGGCCCCUGAAUUCUAGUUGCUGGGACCUGCAAGUGGGGAGAAUUGUUGUUGCUCUCAGGUCCCGCUUUCAGGCUUCCCCAAAAUCAUCUGGCUGGCCACCGUGAGAACAGGAAUCUGCACUACACAGGUGUUUGGCCUGAUCCUGCAGGGCUCUCCUUAAGUUCUUAAGAUGUUUUUGCCAGGGAAUUGGCCGAGGCAUCUGGAACAGAAGCAGAAAGACUCAAAGGGAUUCCUGACUCCUACCAACCAACCGGAUCCUUCCCCACCCCGCUCCCCCCACCCACUCCCCGCCGUGGCUCCUUCCUUCCUUCUUUCUUCAAAGCAGGGCUAGACCUUUGUUCUGUCUCUUUCCUGCCCAUUUCUCCUUUGCACACAAGCACUGCUUCUCAGAAAGCACAGAAACGAACGAGAAACUCUCAGGUGCUAAAACAGAAGAGAUGGGAAAACUUUAUUGCGGCUAAACAAGAAGAGCCAACUAAGGGUUGUGAGCAGAGGCUUUGACCAAAAUGAUCUUCAAGAAGACAAAAAAAAAAAAAUCGCCAAAAUGAAAUAUUUUGCUGAAGAUGAAGAUAAAUUCCUUCCUGACCUCAUAUUAGCUGGGAUGAGCGGUUCCCAUUUGAAUGCUCGACAGGCAACUCAAAGCAAUGAGGCUGCUGUGCAGGAAGCUAUACAGUCAUACCUUGGGUUACAGAUGCUUCAGGUUGCAUGUUUUCAGGAUACGGAUGCGCCGAAACCUGGAAGUACCGGAAUGGGUUACUUCCGGGUUUCGGCGCUUGCUGAAUCGCAACCCGCGCAGACGCGGCGCUGCGGGUUGCGAACGUGCCUCCCGCACAGAUCACGUUCGCAACCCGAGCGUCCACUGUACUUGGGAACUGCCUCAUUCAGCCCUACUUGUGUCUGGCAAAUACAGUGGUACCUCGGGUUAAGAACUCAAUUCGUUCUGGAGGUCCGUUCUUAACAUGAAACUGUUCUUAACCUGAAGCACCACUUUAGCUAAUGGGGCCUCCCACCGCUGCUGCCGCCGUGCGAUUUCUGUUCUCAUCCUGAAGCAAAGUUCUUAACCCGAGGUACUAUUUCUGGGUUAGCAGAGUCUGUAACCUGAAGUAUCUGUAACCUGAAGCAUCUGUAACCCGAGGUACCACUGUAGAACUUCUACCUUGUUUUGAGCUCUGGGACAUGAGCUAUGGCACCCAGGUUCCUUUGUUCCUUUGCCCUGUAGAGAUCUUCCCUUAUAAAAUGUUUGGGUAGCUUGGCAAGGGCAAUGCAAGCUUUUCAUGGAAGUUGCAACCUAUAUUCUUUUGUAGAGGACGACAUUCCUUCAGGGGUGACCUGUCACGGGGCAGGGCUGCAUAUCGGCAGGGGCGGAUUGAGGACGAAUGCUCAGCAAACAGGUUGUCUGGAGGCACCACAAGUGAGACUAUUUGCCCAUUGGAUUAAUUUUGCCUGCACUGACCGGCAGCUGCCGUCUAGGAUUUCACACCGUGUCUCUUCCCCAGUCCUACCUGUUGCUGCCAGGGAGUGAACCAGGGACUGUUCUGUGGCCCUUCCCCUAAAAAUGACAUAAGAGUCUAGUCCUCACGAUCCUGAAUAAAGAGCUGGUUUAAACCACUAGCUCAGUAUUGUCCCCAGCUGGCAGAUGUUUUCCAGGGUUCCAUGUAGUGCUAUUUUGCAGGCCUGUUUGGAAAGUGUUGAAAAUUGAAUGCUUCCUUAUUACCCUAAUGAAAGAAACGUUUUGCCUCUUUCAACAUAAUUGUAAAACUGUACUGUCAACAGAGCGCAUGGCAAUUUGAUUCCAGUUUAGCACCUCUGGCCAGGUAGCACUCAGAGAAGAUGCCUUCCUUGGCCUACCUUAGACUGUUUGGAAAGUCAUUAUUAUUAUUUCUCUCUUUUUUAGCUGUGAUUCCUGCAUUGCAGGGGGUUGGACUAAAUGACCCUUGAGGUCCCUUCCAAGCCUACGAUUCUGUGAUUCUCAUUACUCAGGAGCUGAACUCUGGGAACUGAUUUUCCAUUCUAGGGCUCCCUGACAAACCUAGAGAAGUAGCAAGAAGAAAAAAAUGGAAGUGGGAAUCUGAAUAAACCUUCCCUGCUAAACAAUAAUACUUCUGGAGCAAACUUUGCCAAUCUGGGACUCUCCAGAUGUUUCUGGCUGCAUAUCCCAUCACCGUGGGAGCCCUAGGUUGGUAAAAGCUAUUACAGAGGGGUUUGAAACAUGGAAGGCUCUCUGCACUUGCUCAGAGACUCCCCCCUUUUUGUGCUUUCUUCCCUUUUUCUAUUUCCAAUCAAACUGACCCAGAUAGCUCAGUUGGUAAGAGCAUGAGACUCUUAACCUACGGGGCGUGAGUUCGAGCCUCACAUUGGGCAAAAAGAUUCCUGCAUUGCAGGGGGUUGGACUGGAUGACCCCAGGGGUCCCUUCCAACUUCUAACCAUUUUACGUUUCUGUGAAAUCUGCUGCUGCUCCUUGGCAUUUUGCAAAGCCAGCCGCCUCUUCCGUGGCAGGAGCCCUGCGGUGAGCUCAGCCUUCUCAAGAUUUCAGCCCAUGAAGUAAGAGUUUGUUGUUGAGAGCCAGGUGCCCACCCUCCUUCCCGGUGCCGCUUGCCCAAGCCUCGCCCCGGAGCUGGAUCUCAGCCAAGACGUCUUCAGGCAGCUGAGAUGAGCACAGCCGAGAGAGAAACCGAGUGCAAUAGAGGAGGCAAAGGAGCACGCCGUGGAGUUGCCGGAGAGAGGAGAGGUGAGUGGCGAGGAUGGGGUACCCUGGAUUGGGGGGAGGGCGCUGUAGAUGGGAAUUCUCUCCCUUCCUCUAUUGACCAAACUGUAUUGCUGGGAACUGGUGCCAACGGCGCUUCCCCGCAGCAGUUGAUUUCCUUGUUUGUGGACUCCUUGCUUCGGGGAGGGCAGUGUCGUCUAAAGGAUACAGCUGGUCACGUGGAGGCCACCUUUGUAGUCCCGUUGCUAGAAAGUGUGCUGCGCGUGUGUUUUGUGCGGGGAUGUUACACUAGGGGUGUGCUGCUGAUCAGGAAGGAACUGGGAGCUGAGACUCCUGAGGUCAUUUCCAGCUCUGGUUUCUCAGCCGCAUGGCAGAGGAGGAAAAAGUUAAGACUCUCCCAUUGCUCCCCCAGGGGCUGUUCAAACCCAGCUCCCAACAGCCGGCAUGUAUGGCCAAUGGUCAGGGCUGUGAAGAGCCCUGUGGAUUUCAGCAAGACCUGUGGAGCAGUUGCCGGUUCCCCCAUCCCUGGGGUGAAGGGACAAGCCUCCUUCUGUAUCUGGCGCCAGAGGAUGGGAGUCACUCUGGAUUAAGUGGGUUGCUAGCGUCUGGGGGCACUGGGAAAGCUUUAUUUUAUUCCGCAGUAUCCUGCCUUUCCUCCAAGGGAUAUGAUGUGGCGCACAGCACUUUCUCCCUCCCCGUUUUUUAUCCUACAACAACGCUGCGAGGUAGACUUAAGGUGAGAAGUUGUGCCUGGCCCAAGGCUUCAUGGCUGGGGAUUUUGAACCCAAGUCUUCUAAAUCACAGCCUUGACAUGCUGAGCCACACUGGCCCUGACCCUACACUCUCUUAACCUGCCCCCCUACUCCAGAACUCGUGGGGGGUUGUGCCUGAGUCAGCAUGCAUAGGGUUGUAUCCAGCUCAGUCCUACUCUUAAAAGACCCGUUGAAAUCAAAACUUAAGUCAGUCGCGGGGGAUACUUACCCAUGUCCCCAGGGGGGCAUCUCACAACUAUUAUAUCUUAGAUGGUCCCUGGGCACUAGGACUGUUGGGUUUGCAGAAACGGGCUUACUGGUGUUCACUGGUGAAAGGUGGGAGGUUUGGUUGCUGGGUUGCUGAGCUCAAGAGUGGGAUGCUGGCCAGGGCAUGUUCAUGAACAACACAAACAAACACCCAUCCCUGACCGCUGGCCUUGCUGGCAGGGGCUGAUGGGAGUUUGAGUCUACUGUUUGGAGGGCACCAGGUUCCCCAGCCCAGGAUUUGUGUAUUAUUGGCAAACAAGGCCUUGUCCAGCUCCAAUUGAAAGGCCCCCAUCCCAGGCCCCCAAUUAUACGAUGUCAGGAGGAAGGAAGGAAGGAAACACCAUUCUUCCUCUUUCCCUCUUGCGCAUGUCUUUGCAUGUGAUUCUGCACCUCAUCUUUGGCCUUAUGUUGAUGUCACUCCUGCCCUGCCCUCUGUGCAUGUCAAGAGUUGUGCGGAUGGAUUACAGAAUUAUAGAAUUGGGAGGGACAUGAGGAUCACUAGUCCAACCCCCUGUAUGAAUGUAGGAAUCUUCUUGCCCAAUGCGGGGCUCAAACCCAGGGCCCCAAGAUCAAGAGUCUCAUGCUCUACCAACUGUACUAUGGGAGCCUGGCCUAGCUGAGCCCAGCAUUUUUGGCUAACUGGCUCAAGUUCCCAUCGCCUGGAGUGGCUCUCUUCCCCCACCUUCCAGCAACCCUGUGAAGUAGUUAGACUUCAUUUUCUUUUGUUUCUUACAUUUAUAUCCUGCUUUCCCACACUAGGAGCUCAAGGCGGCAUACAUGGUUUACCCCCCCUCCCCAUUUUAGCCUCACAACCAAAUCAGGUAGGUCACCCGGUGGGCUUUAUGGGUGGCUGAGAAGAGAUUCAAAUCAGUCCUAGCCUGAUCCAUUGCAACAGAUGGAUCUGAUAGGUUCCUCCCCCCCAAAAAAUAAAACCCCUAAAUAUUGUGUGAGGUGGAUGUGUGUGUGUUUGGGGGUUGUGUGUCAGAGCUGGGAAAUGAAAGAUUAACCCUUCCCUACCUGUGUGACCUUCCACCCCUCCCCCUCUUGUGCCACAAUUAGGCUUGCAGUGGGGAGGGAAAGAAAACUCCUAUUGGCUCCAUUAGGAGGGUUUUUUGAGAAGAGGACAUUGUAGAACUGCCAGGGCCCAUGGUUUCCCCAACCACAAGCACUGCAGCUCAGGAGAGACCUUGAUGACUGUUUAGUAUUAUUAUUAUGAAUUGCCAGCCGUGAAUAUAGCACUUGUUGUCUCACACGCUCUGCUUGCCGCUGCUUUCAUCUCACCGGAUUUGUCGCUUCUGUUGCUGCUUUCUUUUGUCUCUCCUCCUGCUGGUCCAUCCCCUGGAACUGCUCAGGGAGUGCUGAAAUUCAGACCUCUCACUGUUUUGACUUCAGGCACACUUUUGCUCCCAGGCCUUCUCCUCUAGGAAACACAGAUCUCACUUCUAACCCCCGUGUUGCUGGCGGGCCCUUGGCACUUAACCAGGUUUUGUGCUCCUUUGGAAUGAGGCACAGGGGAGAAUGGUGUGUCUUUAAGAAAUAUAGUUCAUUCACACAUAUUUAAUAAUAAUAAUAAUUUUAUUAUUUAUACCCUGCCCAUCUGGGUUUCCCCAGCCACUUUGGGCGGCUCCCAACAGAACAUUAAAAACAGAAUAAAACUUCCCUAAACAGGGCUGCCUUCAGAUGCCUUCUAAAAGCCAGAUAGUUGUUUAUUUCCGUGACAUCUGAUAGGAGGGUGUUCCACAGGGUGGGCACCACUGCCAAGAAGGCCCUCUGCCUGGUUCCCUGUAACCUCACUUCUUGCAGUAAGGGAACUGCCAGAAGGCCCUCAGCGCUGGAUGGUCAUCUGUCAUGUAUGAUUCCUGCAUCACAGUGGGUUGGGCUAGAUGACCCUAGGGGUCCCUUCCAACUCUAUGAUUCUAUGAUAUUUACAUGGCCCGUUUCAUUUUUUCCUUGAUUUAUUUUUACUAUUAUUUUAAAGGAGUUUUAGUGUAUUUUAUUGUUGCUGUUUUUAUUUUCCCGUGAGCUGCCAAAUUAGCUAAACGAAAGCCAUAAGCAAGAAUAUCACAGCCAGGGGGAGAUUGAACCAGACCCUUCCAUCACCCUGUUCCCAUGCUUGCUUUCCUCUUCCCUCCCCAUUCCUUUUCCUUCUGUGUCAUGCCUUUGAGAUGGCUGAGCCUGCAUUCAGGAAACCGCCUUAUUUUAUUGUAAAAAAAUGUAUUGAUAGCACAUGGAAAAUGCCAUGUGCUUUAUACAUGUGAUGGUGGUUAAGGAACUUGCCGUCUGCAUCGGGACUGUUUGUGGGUGGGAGAGAUGGCAAAUGGAACAAAGGGGGUCGUUAAGCCAAAGUGAGAAGCUUUUUCAGCUUUGUUUUGGGUUGGGGGUGAGGACAAAGGGGUUAGCUCUGCCCACCCCAGCGGGAGGCCCAUUUCCACAGGCUUCUCCUUCCCCCUGUGGGGCAGGGCAGCUGCUAAGUGAUCCACUCGAAGCUGUGCUCCUCCCCGUCUCCAAAUUGCAGCUUCUCAUGCCACGGAGCUGAUUCAUAGCCUGCCUUACUUUCUCGUCUCUCGCCCCCGCUGUGUUUUGUAACAGCUUGAGGAUGGCUCCCGCCUUCAGCUCAUGUUCGAUCCAGCUGUGUCUCUGCAGAGGGUGGCAACUUUCCCCUCCCUGGCAUGUUCCUGUGCUUAAAAAAAAAAAAAAGACCAAUGUGACGCUGCUGCAGAAACUCAACAGGUAUUUCCACACAAGGAUAAUCUGCACCUGUUGGAUUUCUGCAGAGCAUGAAAAUAAAACGCAUAGGACGGAGCUGUUUCUCCAUCUAACAUAAAAAGAGGAUCAGGGCCAAAGACCCAUCUAAGUUCAUUAUCCUGUCCUCACACUAGCCAACCAGAUACAUCUGGAAAUCCUGAAAGCAAGAUCCAAAGGAAAGAGCACUCGACCCACUUGCGAUUUCCAGUAACUUCUAUCAUUCAGAGCCAUACUGCCUCUGACAGUGGAGGAAGAAAAGGGCCAUUGUGGCUGCUAGUGUCCUUUGAUUUCCUUGUCCUUCAUGAAUUGAUCCAAGUUGGUGGGCUAUAUAAUGUGGUCAGCCAUGGGCACGCAUAGUCUGUGGGCCUUCCUUGGUGCCUGCCAGAUAUCCUUCCCUCUCCCCUCCCCUUGAUUUCUCUCUCUCUCUCUUUCUCUCUCUCUCUUUCGAGGUAGGGCUGGGGAAGACCUUUCUCUGCUGGAGAGAUGCUGCCGGCCAGUGUAGGAAUGGAUCUACUGUACUAUGAAACCAAUGAAGCUUAAGCUUCAGAGACCCUCAAUCCUGAAGGGGCCCCAGAAGCGACUUUUGCCCACGUUGCUUAAAAAAUGCGGGUCUGGUAGACCCAAUUUGAGUCGCACAAUUCGAAUUGACUCAUUUUGUUGUUGCGGGUGGCACUGUGGGUUAAACCACAGAGCCUACGACUUGCCGAUCAGAAGGUCGGCGGUUUGAAUCCCCGUGACGGGGUGAGCUCCCGUUGCUCAGUCCCUGCUCCUGCCAACCUAGCAGUUUGAAAGCACGUCAAAGUGCAAGUAGAUAAAUAGGUACCGCUCCGGCGGGAAGGUAAACGGCGUUUCCGUGCACUGCUCUGGUUCGCCAGAAGCGGCUUAGUCAUGCUGGCCACAUGACCCAGAAGCUGUACGCCGGCUCCCUUAGCCAAUAAAGCGAGAUGAUCGCCGCAACCCCAGAGUCGGUCACGAGUGGACCUAAUAGUCAGGGGUCCCUUUACCUUUACCUUUUAUAUUUCAACAAGUUUGAGUCUGUAGCACCAAUGUUAUAAAAGUGUGGUGAUCUGUCAUGGAGCAACACCACCGAAGACGAUAACAGUGGUGACCCAGACCUCGCUGCUGGUUUGAAGGGGCCCCCAAGACAGUUCAAGCUUCAGGGCCCCAAAAAUGUAGGUCUGCCACUGAGUCAGCAUAGACAAUACUGAGCUAGGCGGACCAGCCUUUAGACGCCAUGCAAGACAGCUUCCUAUGCCCCAGGUGCUCUGUCACAUUUCAGCCAGAAGUAUACACUCAAAGGCUGCGUACACAGCAAAGCCUUUCAAGCACAUUCUUUUCCUCAGGAAUUCCUGGCACUGCUAUUUACCCCUCGCAGUUACUAUUCUCAGCAAACCUUAACAGACUAACUACAGCGCCCAUAAUUCUCUGAGGGGGAAACAUGCACUUCAAAUGUGCUUCAAAAGCCAUAGGCACCAAAUCUAUGGGCUUGCGGACACCCCUCAAAGUAUGUUGGGACAGGGCUGAGCCCCCGCCAAUCUUGAGGGGCCAGGCCUCGCGGGAUCUCGCUGCGGUGGCAGCAGGCCUUGCAGCCUCCUCCCAACAUGCGUGAUGUCACAGGAUAGAAAUGGAAUAAAGUAAGACUGGCAGAUGAAAUUAUUAGACUAUGCAGAGAUGGCAAGAUUGACCAGGGAAAUCAGAAAUCAGGAGGACCAAAACUUCAACAGAGAGUGGGGCAAAUAUAGACUGUAUCUGAAAGACCACUGUAAACACUUGAGCUCUUUGGCAGGCUUUAAAUAACUCUUGCAAUGAUACAUAGACUUUGGAUACACUGGAGGACAGUAAACUAGAUGGAUUUAUAAUACGCAGUAGAAAAAGUUAUUUAAAGAACCCACAGGGGGGAGGAGGGAAGUCCUAGGAUUUGGAAGAAUCCUGUGUAAAAUUUUAACUUUUGCAAGAAUAACAUUUGUGUGAAUGAAUUUGCAAAAUCUAAUUAAAAAAAAAUAACGGAAUAAAGUAAAAUCAUGCUAAGCAGGGCAGGUCCCUUGGGUUGCCUGUUGUUUGCGCCCCUUUCAGUUCCUCACGCUGGACUCAGGGGAGGUUUUUGUUCCCUCUCAGGAUGACUCGGAACCCGAUCUACGACUAUCCCGAGCCUUAUGCCAACCCACGGCACGGGACGGUGGUCUCCCCCCGGAGCAUCAGCCUCGUGGGACGACUGCGCCUCACUCAGCCAGUUUGGCUCCAGCUGGGCAUCAACUCGGCCGCUGCACUUCACAUCCUUCAGCGUGAACCUCCCGGGGUGAGGAUCGACAGGGUUUCAUCAUUAGCACCCCACUUUAGAGCACAGGAGUGAUGAGAAUAGUGCUUCUGAGCAUACUCUGAGUGACCUCUGCCUCACUGGCUUGGGCUGCAACGUUUCCCUUUCAACAGAGGCUCCUUUCCAUUCAGGAAGCACCUGAACGUCUGAAAUUCAGGCUGCAGUGUUGGAAUGCAUUUGUGAGGGAGACAGCUUCACCUGUUGGAUGUCUCCAUUUCCACAAAAGUGAGAAGGCAGAACUCCCAGAAUGGUUUAACAGUCAAUCCGUCUUCACAGGUGAAUCUGGAAAAUGUAGCACUGUGAGGGGAAUAGGGGCCUCCUCUCAGCACCCUUAAAAAACUAUAGUUCCCAGAAUUCCUUGUGGCCAUAGAAUCAGAGUGGGCCUCACACGCCAUCUACUUUAAUCCCUUCGCUCAUACAGGAAAUUUACAACACCAGCAUCCCACCUGCAAAAAAGGGUAAUCCAAAUGCAGCCGUGCUUUCUUAGUAUAUUCUAUUUCCUACAGAGUUUGCAUUUUUAAAAAAGUUAGCAUUUGGAACCUCUUCCCACCUAUUGAUGCUGCUGUCUGUGUGUCCCUGUUAUUAUAGUCUACUUUAACCUGCUUUCAUGCUUCUCUUCCCCCUUCUCCCCACUCCCAGACAUUUUUAGUGCGGAGAUCAAAUACGCGGCAAUGUCAAGUCCUGUGUUUACGCCUCCCCGACAAUUCAUCGCCGGCUUUUGUGACGACCCAUUGCUUAUGCCAGGAGCGUGCAGGUGAGGGUGGCGAAUGCAUUUGCCUUGCAAGGUCGGGGGAUUAUUCAAGUGUUCUGGGAAUAAUUUUCAUGGAGGAGAAUUUUGGGGAGGAAAUUCGUCCCAACUCUGGCCUGGGGUUAACUUUUCUCCAUCUGUUUCUUAUGUUCUCCAGUCAUCUUCCUAGAGGGCUCGGAUUUGACCUUCCCCAGCCUCCUGCACCUCAUUGCUUCCUACUGCAUAACCCCGUAAGUGGCUUGCCACCUUUGGAGACCACCAUUAUCUCCUAUGGUGGUUCAAUGUCAACCGAGACUCCUGAAUAUAUAUAUAUGUGAGGGGAGAAGGUCCUUGAGUGAAUUGUCUAGUGCUCCUAUCUGACCAUUUUCUUUUAAAAUGUCAGCUUUUGGGGGAAGUGUCAGGGCACAGGGGUUGAGCACAAUCACUGUAGGUAUGGCCAGGUGUGACUGUGAAAGACACCACCUGAAACUCUGGAAUGCUGAUCAGUGUAGCCCAGGGGUGGGGAACUUGUGACCCUCCAGGUGUUGGGAGUGACUCUCCAGAUGUUAAUCUCAGGGUUGUGGGUUCGAGCCCCAGUCACGGGUGUAGCCAGGGGGGGGCAGGGGGCAGCUGCCCCCCAUCAAGUAAAACAAUAGAAAAACUUAACUAACUGACCAAUCACAUCAGUUCUGCCCCCCUAACAAAAAUCCUGGCUACGCCCACGACCCCAUGUUGGAUGAAAGAUUUCUGCAUUGCAGGAGGUUGCACUAGAUUACUCUUGUGGUUCCUUCCAAAUCUAUGAUUCUAUGAUUUCCCGCUUAGAAAAAGAUAUAAAUUGAAUGUUCUGGUUUCUGGUUUCCAAGUGCAUUGUUUUUUCUUCAAAGUUCUGGCUGAGUUUUGACAGACUUUCUCUUCUUCCCUCCCCCUGCCCACUGCCUCAGGGACAUCCUCCCUCUCUCUCUGCGCCUUCCUCUGCUCAUCUGGGAGGCCUCAUCCUGCCAGCAGCUGGAGGCCAUCGCUCACUUGGGGCUUGGUGAGUGGCUCAGUGUUGACUCAGUGGUAGAAAUCUCCAUCCAGCACCAAACCCCUGAACAGCAACCCCACUUCAGCACCCCACACUCACCUGCCUGGCUUUUAACCUCCUAGGCUCCUUGACAGGGGUGGGGGUACACAGCUCAGUGACAGGGGGUGUCAGGGGUGGAGAACCUUCUCCAUCUCACGGGCUGCAUUAUUUCCUGAGGUCCACUUACCAAAAGUGGGCGGGGCCAGUGGGAAAAGUGGGUGGAGCAACUAAUCCUACAGUUGGCUAAGUUUCCAGAGACACCUCCCCUCCCUGACUUUCAUCCAAGCAAGAGCUCUAGGGCAGAUUUUCAGCCAGGCAAAAGACACUCAAGGGGGCUGCGAGGCAGGGCAAGUCAGAGGCAAGGCCUGGGGGAAUCCCAAAGGCCGAACAGAGAGGUCUGGGAGGCCACAUCCAGCCAGAUGAUCCCCCAAGAAACAUUACAGUGGCACCUCAGGUUACAGACGCUUCAGGUUACAGACUCCGCUAACCCAGAUAUAGUACCUCGGGUUAAGAACUUUGCUUCAGGAUGAGAACAGAAAUUGCGUCACGGCAGUGUUAGGAGGCCCCAUUAGCUAAAGUGGUACCUCAGGUUAAGAACAGUUUCAGGUUAAGAACGGACCUCCAGAACGAAUUAAGUUAUUAACCUGAGGUAACACUGUACUGAUCAAGGCCACUUCUGCAUUGAAAGCCAUAUUAUGCCUCUUUAACAGUUGUAGCUUCCCGCAAAGAAUUCUGGGAACUGCAGUUUGUUGAAUGCGGCUUUUUGAGGGGAAGAAGGGCGGGGGUCUCUCAAUAUCUUUCAGCAACCAUAAACUACAGUUUCCCAGGAUUCUUUGAGGGGAAGCCAUGACUGUUUCAAGCAGUACAGUACAACUCUUAAAUAUAAAGGUGCAGAUGUGGCUCAAGUAUAAAACUGCUUCCUAACAAUAUUAGUCACUGAUGGAUGCAGAUUGCUCCCAGUGGUUGCCUAGCAACCACAACCAAUGCAUCUCCACCUUCUUCUUUUUUCUGGCCUGACAAAGAUAAUCAUAGCCAGGCUAGAGCUUUGAGCACCCAGCAAAUGCUUUUUUAACACAGUUUGUUCUCUCUCUUUUCAUCCUCAUUGCCCGCCUCCAGAAUUUUGGAGCUCAUCCCUGAACACUAAGGAUUUCAGCAGGCCUAUUCCGCCGGUGCCUCUUUCCGGAUCAGACAAGGGCCCCAAGAGCGACACCCAGGUGGGGAGCUGUGCAAAGCUGGUUUGCGGACAACCUGCCAGAUCCCAUGAUAUUCCAACCCCCCCGCCGGCUGACGGAACACUGCACAAGGAUGUGGGCACCCGGCGCCAGCGCUUCAAGAACAACGUCAAGGUCCAAGUGUCCACAGAGGCUGUCAGCCCCCUGUCCCCCCCGGCGGUCCCACCGCCCCCCAUUCCCGUUGGGAAAAAGAAGAAAAAGAACCUGCCCCACCCUCCUGUCCCCGGUGGGAGAAGCCAGUUACCCAACCGCAACCCUUUCCCUCAAGAUUCCUCACAGGCUGUGGCGAGGUUGGAAACUUACAGUAUACCCCAGAGCAAGAAGGAGGAGCUUUUGGGUCAAGCUGGGCGCCCUUUAACCCCUGGUCCUUCUUCACAGCAGCCGCUGCAUGUUACGGAAGAGGACCAGUCAGGGUUAUCUUGCCUGGGUCACUUUUUCCAAGAACAAGAAAGGGGCAGGUUCGGCAACGGAGUAAAAGGCUGCCUUCUUCCGUCUUCCGAGCCUUCUUGA